UGUGCACAGUUUUGAAAGCAGAGAGUUUGUUGUUCCAUGGACAAACCAAUGCUACCACAGCAUCUAGUGGACAUUCUGAUCCUGAUGUGUACAAACAACUUCUUCAUCUGGAGACCGUGUUAAAUUCCAUAAUGAUGGAUCAGAAACAAUAAGUUCAGAAAUCUGAACAACAGCAACAGUUAUUAGAGGAAGAAAUUAAGAAAGCCCAAAUGAAGAUUUCAUUUUUAGAAAGUGAAAACAAAAUCUUGAGAGAAAGACUAGACGACUUCAAUUCUUCAUCCCUUUCACAACAAAAUUUGACAAUACCAGAAAAUAUUAUUCAAAGACUGGAGAGCAUCUUAAGCUUUGAAAUAGAGCAGACGAUUAUAGACAGUCAACAGAAAAUGAUGCAAAACGUAUCUUCAACAAUCACAGACCUGGAACUACGGGACAGAUAUUUAUCACUUUCACUUCUGGACGUACACAAUAUCACAGCACAUCUAUCGUCUUUCCUUUCCAGUUUGGAUGCGCAGCAGAAACAGAUGAAGAGUGAGAUUCAAACACUGACAAAUUCCCAUCAGCAUGACAUUUCCAAACUGAAUGAUACAAUUAUCCAUCUUAAGAAUCGUGUCCAAUCCAAUGUAGCUUUCACAGCUGGAAUCUUAGGAGAGUAUAGUCAGCAACAUACAUAUACAGGUACAAUUAAAUUCCCAAAAGUCAUUUACCAGGUUGGAGGAGGAUACAACCCUACAACAGGAAUACAUGUAUUCACUGCCCCAAAGGCCGGACUCUACCUCAUAUUCUGUACUAAUGUGGCAGAUGAUCAUAUUAACCUUCUGGACAUAUAUAAAGAUUAA
Molecule: messenger RNA, 836 nt
Organism: Saccostrea cuccullata (small rock oyster)
Lineage: Eukaryota; Metazoa; Mollusca; Bivalvia; Ostreida; Ostreidae
Exons: 2
Coding region: 210-836 (208 amino acids)
Molecular function (GO): protein binding
Source: RefSeq, a predicted model, not a curated record